Trypanosoma conorhini is the source of this 1530-nucleotide messenger RNA. RefSeq lists its product as uncharacterized. The transcript has a single exon. The coding region runs from base 1 to 1530 and encodes 509 amino acids. Gene Ontology annotation, molecular function: actin filament binding; cytoskeletal adaptor activity. Gene Ontology annotation, cellular component: actin filament. The record is from RefSeq and is a predicted model, not a curated record. NCBI's taxonomy places the organism in Eukaryota, Euglenozoa, Kinetoplastea, Trypanosomatida, Trypanosomatidae. Gene Ontology annotation, biological process: actin crosslink formation.
AUGGCAACGGCACUUCCGGAACUGGAGGGAGGUGAGCCGCGCGGGCUCCGUCGCAGCUGUGAGGCGGCAGUGCCGGAUGCUGGGCGUGAGCCGCAACUGGGUGAAGUGAAGCUUUGCUCCGAGCCGGGGGCGCCGCACGGGGCCGUGUUGCGAGGCACGCUAGCGGGUCUUGCAUCAAAUGGAUCGUCAGAGAGUGUGCCGCACGCAGCCUCGCCUAAUGCCGGCGUUGAACCCCCAAAGCGGCUCUGCUCUGGCCCCACGCGGGCGGCGGUGGACGCAAUUAUGGCAGAGGAGUGUCGCGAGUGGGUUGCAAAAGUCGUUGGCGAGGCGUACAACGCCGAGGUGCUGCGCGCGGCGAAUUUUGUAGACGCACUGCGCAGCGGCGUGGUGCUGCACGUGCUGCUGCAGAAACUACGCGACCCGCCUGUGCCCGAAGAGGCCCUGCAUGUGCCGAAGCGGGCCACAGGGUUCUACGCCCGCGACAACGUCGUCACCUUCCUGGCGAAGGCGGCCGCCGCCUACCAGCUUGUGGAGGCGCAGCUGUUCACAGACUCGGACCUCUGCGACGGGAAGAAUGAUCGAGCCGUCGUGACGUGUCUCCUCGCAAUCGCUCGCAUAGCCUACACGCGUGGAAGCACGAAACUCGCCCCGGCGGUGGUCAUCUACGAGCAGGAGAUUGACGCCAGGUGGAGGAAUGUCUCACAACAGCAGCUCGAUGACCUGCUGCGCGAGGCGGAGGAGGAGGAAGUGGAGGCGGAGACAGCCCCUACGGAGCAGCCGCAGCCCGCACCAAUUCUGCAGGAAGAGGCGUCCGCAGCGGUGGCCAAUGCCGCCGACCCCGGUGAGGGAGGGGAGCAAACGGGAAAAAGCGAGGAGUCGCCAAUAGAACUAGACGAGGGCGCCACAAUUCCUUCUGCUCCGGAGGAGGCCGCGGAAACAACAGUGGCAACGGCGACACGGAUAACAAAUUGCGAGCCACCGACGGACACGGAAGAGAAAACGACGGGGGUUGCGGCUUCAGCGGUGCAGGCAGCGACUUGUGAGAAAAAAGGUGGAACUGUCUUUUACCUCCGCGGCGGCGUUAUUGGAAAGGACCCGCGUAAGCUCGGUCCUGCGGCUGCGCCAAAGAGCAAGACGACAACGACAACGACGACGACGACGGUGCCGGCAAAGCCAGAGGCGGAACCGCGGUUAGGCAAGGCAAAGACCGACGUGCGGAAGGUGAAUUUGUCGGAGGCCCCAAUGUAUAACCCGCGACGGUGGGACGAAAUUGACACGCGUCUCAGCAUCGUCCUCAACACCCAUUUUGUCAAGUUCCCGUAUUCGCAAAUUCGAUUCCGUCGGCUGUCGGCAAACCCAGGGGAGUACGUGGUGUAUCACCGCCUUACCGGGCAUAAACAAUUGCUCCUGGCCCGCAUCCUGCAGGGACGUUUGAUGAUCCGGCAGUCCAGCCGCAUCACGAGCGGUGCGUCCAACUGGGAAGAGCUGCGGCCCUGGUUGACACGCUACGAAGAAGAGUCUCAACGUUAA